AUGGCUGGAUAUUUGACGCUGCUUGUGGGAGGUCUUCGUUUAGCAGUGGGCGACUUUGGAUUCAGCUGUAUGAUGGUGUGCAAAAUGUUUUUCCCGUUAACAAUUUUGCUAACGUUAUCGUGUAAAUCUUUUGCAAUCCAAUGCUUCUACUGCACCAGUGCCAACAACACUGCUUGCCUGGACCCUAUGAAGUACGACCCUGAAACACGCGCGCUCGUCAUUCCCAUCAUCAGAUGUGAAGACACGCGUGUUCUCAAUGUUGAGAAUUACAACUUCUUCUGUAGGAAGAUUAUACAGACUGUUUACAUUCCACACCGUGAAGCCCAAGUUCGUGUGACACGUGGCUGCGGGUGGAUCCAAAACGAGAAGCCAUGCUACCGCGCCAACACCCACGACCAUCUGGAGACUGCAUGUCAAUGCUUCUCUGACUACUGCAAUAGUGCAGUCUCCGUCAUACCUACUUCUGGAAAAGUUUUAUCUAUAGUUGUAACUUUCGCUCUUUACUUAUUUGGUUAA
Molecule: messenger RNA, 516 nt
Organism: Arctia plantaginis
Lineage: Eukaryota; Metazoa; Arthropoda; Insecta; Lepidoptera; Erebidae
Source: the annotation of a GenBank genome assembly